Messenger RNA from Parnassius apollo (apollo), 1155 nucleotides. The record is from the annotation of a GenBank genome assembly. Lineage: Eukaryota; Metazoa; Arthropoda; Insecta; Lepidoptera; Papilionidae.
AUGACGAUGAAUUCGGUGCCGAUUGUUUUAAAUAAAGCUGUUAUGCGGAAGUAUGAGGAUCUCGAAGUACCAUGCGAUACUAUUUUAGCAACAUACGUCUGGGUGGAUGGUUCCGGGAUUAACAUGCGCUCCAAGGAUAGAACAUUUGAUUUUCUACCUAAAACGCAUAAAGAUUUGCCGAUUUGGUAUUUCGAUGGCAGUAAUACAGCACAAGCUGAUCCUGAAAACGCCGACACGUUCAUUUUCCCUGAAGUGAUUUAUCACGAUCCAUUUCGUCGUGGCAGUCACAUUAUAGUGCUAGCUGAUACGUAUCAAAACAGCUAUGAAACUACACCCAAAACCGAACAAAAGCAAACCGUUUGGUACCUCGUACGUCAGCAACAAACUAGAAAUUCGACGAACCAUAGAAAAAAUUGCGUAAUGCUGUGCGAGAAGAGUGAAUUGGAAGAACCUUGGUUUGGUUUUAACCAAGAAUUCUUCUUUACAACAACCGACGGUAGACCGCUUGGUUGGCCCCCUGGGGGAUUUCCCGCCCCACCAGGUCCUUAUUAUUGCGCCCUUGGGGCAAACAAAAUAGUAGCAAGAGAUUUAAUGGAAGCAUUUUUUCGAUGCUGCCUUUUUGCGGGUGUUAAAAUUAAUGGAAUUAACCCUGGAGCAACUCCUUCACAAUGGAAUUUUCAGGUCGGCCCAAGUCCGGGUAUACGUUCAGCGGAUGAUUUAUGGAUGGCACGCUAUAUUCUAGCAAGAUUGGCUGAGGAGUAUGGCAUUGUAGCUAGUUUCGACCCUCAGCCUGUACCAGACUGGCCAGGAAAUGGCACAUUUGUUUAUUUUUCUACCAAAGAUAUGAGGGAAGAAGAUGGUAUUCUAGUAAUUGAGCGAGCAAUAGAUAAAUUAGCGCGACGACAUGGCGUCCAUAUUAAUGAGUAUGACGCUAAAAAUGGUGCCGAUAAUGCGUAUCGACUUACUGGAAAACACGGAAUGCCCCAUAUACGGGAUUUUACCGCUGGUGUUGCUAAUCGGAAUUGUUCUGUAAGGAUACCUCGUCAAGUAUCAGAAGACAAACGAGGUUAUCUUGAAGACCGGCGCCCCGCCGCUAAUGCUGACCCAUAUCGCGUUACGUCUAUUUUACUGAAGACUUGUGUAUUUGACGAAUAA